Sphenostylis stenocarpa is the source of this 1395-nucleotide messenger RNA. Lineage: Eukaryota; Viridiplantae; Streptophyta; Magnoliopsida; Fabales; Fabaceae. The record is from the annotation of a GenBank genome assembly.
AUGCUCACGUGCAUAGCACGUCCCAAGAAACACGGAGGCGACUCGCCGAGCGACGAUCCGAGUUCGCGCGGGGCCAAGUCGCUAACGUGUCAGCUGAAAGAGAUGGCGCUGAAGGCGUCGGGGGCGUACAAGCAGUGCGGGCCGUGCGCGCCGCCGCAGAGUCGACUGAGCCGCGGCAGCGGAGAGUCGGAUUCGGAGUCGUCGCGGCGGCGGUGGGGGAAGGAGAUGGAGGCGCGGCUGAAGGGGAUAUCGAGCGGCGAGGGGACGCCGAGCUCGAGUGGGAGGAGAGUGGUGGUGGUGCUGGCAGAGGAGGAGGAACCGAAGGAGUGGGUGGCGCAGGUGGAGCCAGGCGUUUUGAUCACGUUCGUGUCGCUUCCCCGUGGCGGGAACCAUCUCAAACGGAUUCGGUUCAGUUUGGACCGUGAUUGGAGUGUUGGUUGGUCCAUGCUGGACCGAGUCUCUUUGAUUCUGGCUAGUGCCCUACUGAUUGUGACUGUGACAGUGGUUGUUUAUCUUUUAGCUACCGGCGAUUGUCCAUUCCCUGGUAAACUGAAUUAUGGUUUAUCUUUUAUGUAUAGUCGCGAGAUAUUUAACAAAUGGCAAGCUCAAAGAUGGUGGGCAGAGAACUACGACAAGGUCAUGGAACUUUACAAUGUUCAAAGGCUUAACCGCCAAGCUUUGCCUCUUCCAACCCCACCAAGGUCCGAAGACGAGAGUUCAAAGCGCGAAUCAAUAGAAGAGAUCCCUGUGACACCUCCACUGAGUCGGGAAAGGCCACCUUGUAAUUUUUACCGAGCAGGAGGAGGAGGGGUGGCAAUGGGGUACUCAUCCUCUGAUUCGUUUGAUCAUCAGUCAAUGCAAUCCCGGCAUUACUAUGACCCGAGUGGCGUGAACUCAACCCCAAAGGUGUCCACCAUUAGUGCUGCUGCCAAGACAGAUAUCUCAUCAAUGGAUGCUGAUGCUUCUAUUAGAAGUAGCUCAUCUAGAGAAGCUGAUCGUUCUGGGGAUCUUUCAAUCAGCAAUGCCAGUGACCUGGACGCUGAAUGGGUUGAGCAGGAUGAACCUGGGGUUUACAUUACCAUCAGAGCUCUCCCAGGUGGCAAAAGGGAGCUCAAACGAGUAAGGUUCAGUCGAGAAAAGUUUGGGGAGAUUCAUGCUAGACUGUGGUGGGAAGAGAACCGUGCCAGAAUACAUGAACUGUACUUGCGCGAUCAGAUGUUAGAACGAGUGCUACUUGGCACAUUCCUUGACCCUAACACACUCGCUUUUGCAAAGUUUAGAAGAGGAGUGGGUGGCAUCACGGAAGAAAGUUGUGUGGUUAUUUCGCGGAAACGGAUAAAACAACGCAACUGUGGGUCCCACCCCGAGUGCGGCACGUGUGGGAAACGGCGGUGA